Phragmites australis (common reed) is the source of this 1907-nucleotide messenger RNA. Its product is annotated as putative pumilio homolog 7, chloroplastic. The transcript has 5 exons. Gene Ontology annotation, molecular function: mRNA binding. Gene Ontology annotation, cellular component: cytoplasm. The record is from RefSeq and is a predicted model, not a curated record. NCBI's taxonomy places the organism in Eukaryota, Viridiplantae, Streptophyta, Magnoliopsida, Poales, Poaceae. Bases 242 to 1678 code for a protein of 478 amino acids. Gene Ontology annotation, biological process: post-transcriptional regulation of gene expression.
CCGCUCUAUCCAUAUAUAAACCCCCCUCCUCCUCCCCUGCAAGCCUCAACGACCCAUCUCCAAGAAACCACCUCCCCUCCUCUCACCCCACCCCAAUCCCAAUCCAAAUCCUUCUCCACGAACCAAUCCAACCCAAUCCGAUUAGUCCCCACGCAGUUCCCCGUCAUUUUUCUGAGUUUCCUUUUUGCCGAUCAAGAAUUCAAGAUUCGAUCGGAGUCCGGCGAAUUCAUUGGAGUUGGAGAUGAAGCUUGACAGGGAGAUGGAGAUGCUGCUCAACGAGAUCCCCCUCCUCCACCACGGCGGCCUCCUCGGUGGCAGCGACGGCGACGCCGAAGCAGAGGACAUCUCCUACCUCAUCCACGAACUCGCCGCGAUGGGCGUCGUCGACGGCGACGACGAGCCGCCGGAGCCUGUCGCCGCCGACGGCCUCGGCUUCUCCAGCUUGAUUUAUCCCAUGAAGCGCGAGAAUCUUGUGGCCUCGCAGCCGUUCUCCAUGGCGAACCACUGCGCGCACAUGCCGUCUCUGUUUGAUCCCUUCCCCUUCGACGCUGCUGCCGACGACUGGGACCUCCAGUACUCCCCGCCGCCGGCGCCAGCGACCACGCCGAGGGCUCGGUGCAAGAACACCAGGAGGAAGAACGGCGGCCGCGCGGCGACGAUGAGCCCCAAGAAGUGCGCGGCGGCGGCGGCGGCAAAGACGCACGGCGAGGGCCUUUCUGGCUUGCGCGGGUUCAUGUACCACGUCGCCCGUGACCAGCACGGGUGCCGGUUCCUGCAGCAGCGGCUAGAUGACGGCAAGAGCGAGGUUGACCUCAUCUUCGCCGGCGUCGCGCGCCACGCCACGCAGCUGAUGGUGGAUCCGUUCGGGAACUACCUCAUGCAGAAGCUGUUCGCCGUUUGCGACGCCGGGCAGAGGAUGGCACUCGUGCUCACACUCACAGGCGACCCCUUCGUUCUCGUCACGAUCUCCCUCAACGUCCAUGGGACACGGGCAGUGCAGAAGCUGAUUGAGAGCCUCAGGACAAAGGAGGAGAUCCGGCUUGUCAUCGAGGCGCUGCGCCCCGGGUUCUUGGAGCUCAUCAAGGAUCCCAAUGGCAAUCAUGUCGUGCAAAAGUGCUUGCAGUCAUUUGAGGCCCAUGAUAACAAGCCGAUCUUUGAUGCUGCUGCUGUUCGUUGUCUCGAUAUCGGGAUGCAAAGCCACGGUUGCUGCGUCCUGCAGCGGUGCAUUGCACGUUCGCGUGGUGAGCACAGGGAGAAGCUGGUUGCUGCGAUCGCUUGCAAUGGAUUUGAACUUGCGCAAGAUGCCUAUGGGAACUAUGUUGUCCAGUAUGUAAUAGACCUGAAGAUCCCAAAUGCAAAUUCAAGUCUUGCACAACAGUUUGAAUGCAACUAUAUCCACCUUUCCAUGCAGAAGUUCAGUAGCAAUGUGGUUGAGAAAUGCCUGAAAGUCUUCAAGGAGGCUGACAAGGCGAAAAUCAUACUUGAACUCCUCACCACGCCACACUUGGAGCAGUUGCUUCAGCACCCCUAUGCAAACUAUGUCAUCUACUCAGCUCUCCAGAAUUCCAAGGGUUCACUCCAUUCUGCACUGACGAACGCAAUCCGACCUCAUGUCGAACUACUUAGGACCAGUCCAUACUGCAAGAGGAUCUACUCUCGAGCUUUGCUGAAGAAGUGACAAACCAAUGACAUUUUUUCAGCAUGUAACAAGAAAGAUUAUUGUCCUUUGCUGUUUUUCAGUUUUGAAAGGCAUAAAGAUGAUCUCGAAACGUAGAUCUGUAUAAAUUAGCGUUCUUUGGUCAUGUACUUCUACCUGUACCUGUAUUUGAUGCACUGCUUGUGCCUGGUGUUGCAUAAACCAUCUAAGAAGGAAUAAGCUCAAUUGAACAAGUCAUUGCAACCACGAA